Penicillium griseofulvum is the source of this 873-nucleotide messenger RNA. RefSeq lists its product as uncharacterized. Bases 1 to 873 code for a protein of 290 amino acids. The transcript has a single exon. NCBI's taxonomy places the organism in Eukaryota, Fungi, Ascomycota, Eurotiomycetes, Eurotiales, Aspergillaceae. The record is from RefSeq and is a predicted model, not a curated record.
AUGGAGUAUCAUCAUGUCAAGUCUCGACGACAAUCUUCGGCAGAUUUGUCCUGGGAACUUGAGUACAUGCGCCACCACAAGGAGGAAGCUGAGAUGAGGAUUCGGGCAAUGGUUGCAUCUGGACAACCCAAUUCUUCACUAGAGAAUAAUAAAAAUGGCAAGAGCCCGCCCAUGCUUGGCAAUGAUAUCGUCAUCCCUCGAAGCGCCUCACCUGAGGGAACGAUAUGUGAGCACCCUACCACCGAUACAACCUCUCGUGGUGUACACGACCUUUGUACUGGCUGUGGCGGCUUAUGGUACGCUGCGCCCCCUCGAGAUGAUGGAAAGGGUGCUGGUCUUUGGAUGGGCACUUGUUGCAAGGACGAAGGUCAAGACCGGGAAGUGCAUGGUUUACCUGGAAUCGUUACCCCCAUGCCUCGUGUCGAUGAAGCUGGCAUUAGCAUGGGACUCAGCCCAUCUCCGUCAAAUAUACAUCUGGAUCGUCUCGCCUCGCCCGGAAAUCAUAGUUCCCGGAAGCCCGCGAGCCCUGACCUUCGGAAAGCCAUCGAGUCCGAAUUCCAUGAUGGAUUUGUAACUCAGAUCUAUAAUUACUUGUCUCUGGGUUACCCGUGCCUUGCCCGUUAUUAUGAUUAUGAACUCAGCCGAAUUUCGGGCAUCUCCGUCGAGGAUCUUCGCCGGGACGACUUGAAAACUGAUGCCAGAGGCUAUGUUGUAGCCCCCAAGGGUGACGAUCUCGCGGAUGCAUGUGAACGAUGGAAGGCUCUCCGUCUAUAUAUCAAGGAAUGGGCGAGGCAGGAGCCCGGCAUGGCUGAAGAAGAUACCCAUAUCGAAGGCUGGGGACUGCCAGAACGAAGAGGUAGCUGGGGCAAUUGA